GCUGUUUCCACCCGGAACUUCCUAGAAGCGACACCGGAGUACAGUACAGCAGCAUUCCGGCUAGAUUUGCUGCUAGCCACAGUGGAUCUGCUGCUUUUGACGGGAUGUGGAUAUAGAUGACCGUUUCACCUGCUUGUAACCUCCCCUCUCCGAAGAUGUGCCGCUAAAAAUGCGAUAAAUAUUGCACCUAUAGUGAGUUUGGAGACGCUCUCGUCAUCCCAGUUGUCAUGGAGAAGCCGUGGAGGUUAUGGGGCGUACUGGAGGCAUGUUUGCUGACCGUGUGCGCGUGGUCGUGGGGAGCAUGCCGCGUUUCCCUGCUGGCCCUCAUUCUGACCUUCCACCUGUACGGAGGCUUCAUACUGCUGGGACUCAUUUUAGCAUCUGUGGCUGGAAUCUUAUACAAGUUCCAGGACGUGCUGCUCUACUUUCCUGAUCAGCCCUCGUCUUCGCGCCUUUACGUUCCCAUGCCGACGGGAAUCCCGCAUGAGAAUGUCUACAUCCGCACCAAAGACGGCGUGCGGCUCAACCUCAUCCUGCUCCGUUACACUGGUGAAAACCCCGCCUCCGCACCCACCAUUUUGUAUUUCCAUGGCAAUGCAGGGAACAUAGGCCACCGCGUGCCUAACGCGCUGCUCAUGCUGGUCAAUCUGAAGGCCAACGUGGUGCUGGUGGACUACAGAGGCUACGGAAAGAGCGAUGGAGAACCUAGCGAGGAGGGACUUUACCAGGAUGCCGAGGCCACUUUGGAUUACAUCAUGACCCGGCCGGACAUCGACAAGACGAAAGUGGUGUUGUUCGGUCGGUCGCUGGGGGGCGCGGUUGCCAUACGUCUGGCUUCGGGCAACCCGCAUCGAGUGGCCGCCAUCAUGGUGGAGAACACUUUCCUGAGCAUCCCGCACAUGGCGGCCACACUGUUCUCGUUCUUUCCCAUGCGUUACCUGCCCCUCUGGUGCUACAAGAACAAGUUCCUGUCCCAUAGACAUGUGACGCUGUCCCGAAUGCCGUCUCUCUUCAUCUCCGGCUUAUCAGACCAACUCAUCCCGCCGGUAAUGAUGAAACAGCUGUACGAAUUGUCUCCGUCUCGGACUAAACGCCUUGCCAUCUUUCCGGAGGGUACGCAUAAUGACACCUGGCAGUGCCAGGGUUAUUUCACCGCUCUGGAGCAGUUUAUGAAGGAACUGCUCAAAAGCCAUGCCAGAGAGGAGACGGCCCAGAGCUCGACUAACGUCACUAUAAUCUAAAACAAGAACUGCUUUGAAUCUGAACCCUCUCGGAUCGAAUGUACAACUUAUCCUUUUGUUUUAUUUCUCUUCUGCUCUUUUCAUUGAUGCACCAAGAAUUUAUUUGUUAGCAUUUCAUUUAUGUAGUGAUGAAGACUACUGAACAUCUUCAGGAGUUUUGAUGAUUUCUUAGUCCUUUGUAAUUUACAUAUAAAGACACCUUAACGUAUAUUAAAUGCCCCACCACUUGCAAGUAUAAAUACUGGAAAAGAAAGUUGGAUUGGAUUCAUUGCGGCUAUAUAAAAACACUGUAUAUUUAACACUUUACAAUAAGGUUCUAUGCAACAGCAUUUAUCAAUCCUGGUUCAUCUAGUAUAUUCAUAAAUAUACUAUUGUUUUUUGUUAAUGUCAGUUUUCAAUGCUUAAAAAAAAUUUUUUUUUAACUGUAUAUGUAGGAAAAAACAUUAAAGGAAUAGUUCAUUUAUUUAGAUAUGAAAUUGACUCAUGACUCCCCUUCCUCAGUUGAACACAAACAAAUCUUUUUGGAUGAAACUAAAAAUUCAUAUUUGGGUUGACAACUCAUUUAACCAAGCUUAAAGGCGGGGUGUCCGAUUUCUCUUAGCCGUUGUUGAUGUUCAAAUCACCAAAACAAACACACCCCCAUCUUUCGCUUUCGUCAGCGCUCGGCUAAUGUCCGUACUGUGCACCUUGCUGCUGAUUGGCUACAAGGUUGUUUUGGUACUCGGCCCGACUCGGUUGUCUAAAGCGUAAUUCGGAAAUCGGUUACCCCGCCUUUAAGAAAUGCUGUAAAAGCAUUGUUCAUUAAAACAUGGCCUUACUGUAAAGUGUUAUAAUUUCCCCUUUUUGUAUUUGUGUUUUUGUUACAGAACAGAGUGCUCAGAUAUAUUUAGAAUCGUUUUUGCCUUUAAAAAGUAAUGAUUUAGUUAGGAUCGGGGCAACUGAUCCCAUUUCAUCUUUGUCUACAGCAUUUCAUGCAUUCAAGUUUACUGUACUCGCUUGUAACGUCAGAGCUUUAUUUAUCUCACUGCCUUCUUUUUUCACUGAAGGUUUAAAAUCCACUCAGGAAAUCGGCUCAUUGUGGUUCAAUCUCAUGUUUUGGAUUUGCAUGUGGAGCUGUGUGUGAGAAGUGCAGAUGUGGGCUGCAGUACACUGUGAGCGCUGAACAAAAAUGCCAUCACAAAAAGCCUGAAGUAUCUUUUGUCUCUAUCUCUCAGGCUUGGAGAUCUUUUAAAAAGAAGAGUGAAAUCGUACACAACAGCUGCUUGACAGUGUUCCAAGCACAGUCCAUUUGCACAAGUUGUAAAUAUAACGUUUCCCCUUUUUUAAUCAGGGCAAGUGCUUAUCAUCAAAUCUCUGCCGAUGACCUGUUUUCAUUUGGAUCAUGUUUGAAAAGCUAGCUUAAUAUUUCUGACUGUUGCGAUGUAUUCACAAAUUUUGUCACUGUUUUCAGUUCCAUACAAAUAUUUUUUUAUCUACAAUCAUCACGUGAGAAAUUUUGAAGAAUGUUGAUAUCUUUCUCAAUGAUGAAAGUAAAUAAUUAUUACCUAAAAUCUUUCUCUCCUAAUUUCAAUGUCACGAUUGAUCACAAGGCAUGCGAGGGCCAUUGGCAUUCCUCAUCACUGAUGUCAUAUCGAGCAUGACAUGUCUUGACCUCAUAUUUGAAUACACGUGAGCUUAAAGCUGCACUCCGUAACUUUUGACUCUCUAUCGCCAUCUCUGUUAAAAAUAAAAUUGCAGGUCACUUUACGUAUUUAUCUUAAAGAGUACAUAACUAGGGAUUUUUAAGGUCCUACUUUGGUUUAUGGAGUGUCCAACAACAAGUUUACGUACAUAGAAGGUGUAAAAACACUGUUAUUUUGUAAUAAUAGGCAGUUAUUCUUACCUUACUUCUUGACUGACUCUCAAGUGAUUCGUUCCGCGAUCUAUCUGUCUAAUCCCCUUCUUUACACUAGCCUGGUCUGAUGUGAUUGGUCAGAUGGUCUAGUCGGCUGUGAUUGGUCUACCGCGAAUGAGGCUCACGAGCUACAGUGUUUGGGGGAGAAGAGUGAAGUUUUCGCGGGCAGUCCUAGUAAAACGUUGGCGGGGACUAUAUGUAGUGACGUAAAUCUGCGGCGGUUCGCGAAUCGGACUAGGGACGACUCGUUUGCAUGAUUCAGAGUCGACGCCCUUUUUUCCAAGCUAAUUUGUUAUUCAUUCACCUUCGGAUUUACAACUUGGCAGACUGCUUACAUUCAAACACGGCAACAUUACACACUGCAUGAAAUGUUAUGUACAUGAUCUCAUGUUAUGUACUCUUUAAGGACAGCUGAAGUCAAAUGACAUCAAACUUACAUUUCCUGUAAAAUGGUACCUGACCGCUCAACUUAUAAGUCGUUAUUAUAAGCAAAUUAGGAUACGAUAAAGAGGGAGUUUUGAACAUUUAUUUUUAACCAAAAAAAUACGGAUUGCAGCUUUAGAAGAAUAUUGGCGAAGGAAAAGAUUUGAACUACUUGAGUUAUGUUGUUCAUACAAAAAUAUUAUCUGGCUCCAUAUGUACAGCUGCGGAAAAAAACAAGAGAGCAUUCCAAAUGUUCAUUUAAGCAGGAUUUCUAGAAGUACUGUGGGCAUUCCAGUCCAAUGUCUGUUGAAUUUCAAACGAAAUCAAACGUCAGGAGUGACAUAAAGUCAUCCAACUGCAAUGUGAAGGACUGACAGCAUGACAAGACAUAUGAAACUGUGAUCAAAAUUUAGGUUAUCACACAAAAAAAUAUUUUUUUACUUUUCCUAAACACAAAAAUUACCGUUUUGCUUGUGAAUAUUAACUUGUUUUCUUUGCGGUAUUGGAGGUCUGAAAUAAUAUACAGAGCAUAUUUUAUGUUAUUUUGACCCGUUUCUUCAGUUUUCAUUUUCUGCAAAUAACUGCAAAUAGAAACAAUAUUUUUAUUUGAAAUUUGGGAGAAAUAUUGUUAGUAGUUCACAGAACGAAACAAAAACGAUCAUUUCAAAAUGUUCUCUUAAUUUUUUCCGUAGCUGUAUAUCGUAUAAAAUACUUUGAUGGAAGCUUUGCGAUAGACGCCUUAGUCCAUAUUCACUUUCAUCACGUGUGAAAAGAAAACAUUUCCUGGUCAUAUAUAGGUUUAGAAUUACAUGAUGGUGAACAAAGAACAGAAAGUUUAUUUUUGGGUAAAUUCACCAAUGAGAAAGCAAUGACAUUCUCAACCGAUACUGUAUGUUUUUAUCAGUAGUAAACACACAAGGAGGUUCAGACCAGUGAUAGUUUGUUCUUACUAUAGUCACAGUGUAGUGGUUGACCGUCUGGGACCCGGUAUAAAUGAUCCUGAAAUGUGGACUUUGCGACCCUGAUCCAUCUUGCAUAGUGUUGGAUCAAUGCACAUCCAAGUCUGUAACUAAUGCAUGCUUAAGAUGCUCAGCACAUGUUCAUCAACUCUGGUGCACUUUUACACUCGUGUUUAUCGUACUGUGACGACUGGUUUCAAGGCAGAAUAUUUCUAUGCCAGUUUGCAUGCAAAUUUUGAUAACGAUGAACCAGAGGUUACGUCAGGCUUCCAAAGACCACCUUUCAAGAUUUAAUGGGUUCUUUUGUGGUUCUCAGUGGUGUUUGAGGGGUUGUUUGUAUAGAAGCAAUUGAGCUUUAGAUGUAUUCAGUUGUGUCCAGUGUUACUUAUUAUAAACAGGACGGUUGUAACAGCAGUGGGACGGGCGGAACCAGGCGAUGCAGGGGAACGUUCCCAAAAUGCAGGCGUUCAGGUGGUUUUAGGUGAAUAACAUUGUUUUGUUUUUGAUUUUGUGUUUCUGACUUUUGAAUUUGACCAUUGAAGUGGUCAUUAUUAAUGUCCCAAUGCAUUCAUUCUGGGUAAUUCUUCAGUUUUCACGUUGUUGCUAAGCAUUUUGUUCAACUCACAGUGAUGUGCCAUUAAACUCUUUUGAAUGUCUGUGUGGUUGAGUGUAAACGUCACAAUAAAUGAACAAAUCUACUACUUUAGAGUUUACUAGAUUUGACUAAGAAACAUUGGCAUGUUCUGGCCAUUUCCGGGGCUAGUUUAUAUGUUAAUUAUACCAUGGUCUUUUUGAAUACUCGAUUCUGAUUGGCUGGAAGGUGUGCAUUAAAACCCUUUCACGCACAGGUAGCUCCAGUAAGUUUGAUUACAUUUGAAAUUUAACUGACAAAUUCGCUGUCAUUUUCACGUGUUUGAUCUAAAAUUCCACUCUAAACCUCAAUAAAAGAUUUAACUUGGCAAAUGACCAUGGUAUAAGCGGGAUAAUCCACAGCUAGCCAUGUGUUAAAGGAUUUGGUUCUUAGCCUCCACAUCGUGCAUUAAAACCCUUUAGGGGCAGUCGUGGCGUAAUGGUUAGCGAGUCGGACUCGUGACCAGAAGGUUGCCAGUUUGAUUCCCAGGGUAACGACUGAUGUGCCCUUGAGCACCUUACCCCUACUUGCUCCCCGGGCGCUGCAGUGAUAGCUGCCCACUGCUCCGGGGGUAUGUGUGUUCACCACUUGCUGUGCGUCUGUUCACUACUCUCUGGAUGGGUUAAAUGUAGAGGUCACAUUUCGGGUAUGGGUCACCAUAUCUGACUAAUAGGUCACUUUCACUUCACACUUUCACUCACUUUCACUUUAACGCACGGCUAGCUGUGGAUUAUUUACAAAUCGAAUUUCAUCUCCUUCAUAAAUUGAAUAUAUGAAAUCAUAUAAAGCACUGCUCAUGUUUUAUAUUUGCUUUUUACGGUGAAUUGUAAAUCAGAAAUAUUGAGUGUGCGAGGAGGCUGUUCUUUUUUCAAUACAUUCAUGUGUGUUUUGAGCCAUGGAUUUUCUAGUCAAAUCGUUUGUUCAUGUAAAUACAAUUGAAUCACACUUUGUAUUUUCUGUGUGGUGAAAUGCAAUAAAGAAAUCAAACCCUUCUGAUAA
Messenger RNA from Triplophysa rosa, 6147 nucleotides. It is a transcript of the gene abhd13, whose product is annotated as abhydrolase domain containing 13. NCBI's taxonomy places the organism in Eukaryota, Metazoa, Chordata, Actinopteri, Cypriniformes, Nemacheilidae. The coding region runs from base 228 to 1241 and encodes 337 amino acids. The transcript is spliced from 2 exons. Gene Ontology annotation, cellular component: membrane. The record is from RefSeq and is a predicted model, not a curated record. Gene Ontology annotation, molecular function: palmitoyl-(protein) hydrolase activity.